Paramecium sonneborni is the source of this 728-nucleotide messenger RNA. Lineage: Eukaryota; Ciliophora; Oligohymenophorea; Peniculida; Parameciidae. The record is from the annotation of a GenBank genome assembly.
CAUCAAGAAAAGUUUUAUGGCAAAAGGAAAAUAAACAAAAUAAGAACAAGUAAAACAAGUUGAAGUUGUUGAUAAGAAAAUAAAAAAGGGGAAAAAAACAAAAGUAAUUGAUGAACCAGUUGAAUAACCAGCUUCACCACCAUAAUCACCUGUUAAAAAAGGAAAAAAAUAAUAAUAAGAAAAAAAACCAAAGGCUACAAAAGAAAGAUUUAGUAAUAAUUAAUUUGAAUUUAGAUAAACUUUAUUAUCCUGAAGUUCCUAAUGAAUAAUUUCCAAAUUAAUUACAACGAAAUGUAAUCAAUGUGAUUAGUUCAUUUGGAACAUCUGCACCAUUAAAAGAUAUUACAAAUAAUCUUAGUUUAUUUUACACAAAUUCUGUUAAUGAAUAAGUAGUUCAUAAUUUUUUGGCUUAAGCUGAAGAAAGUGGAAUAAUUUAUGAAAGAUCUGGUCAAUAUCAUGUUUCUUAAGAAUUAAUUCCAUCAAAAGUAGUAAUAUGAUUUAUAUAAUUAGCCUUAACCAAAAUAAGUUGUAUCUCAAAGUGUUGAAUAAGAAGUUUAACCAUAAUAAGGAAUUGAAUCUGCUGUUAAAUAAUAAUUAGAUAACGACUAAAUUGAUUUUGAAGAUUAAAAUUAAAACUUAGUUAGUGAGAAAAAAGAUGGUAUAUAUAUUCUUAAUCAAAGAAGCUCUUAAUGAUAAUGAUGAGAAUCAAAUUAUGUUUGAAUGACGAU